AGCCGCCGUUUCUAGCCGAGAAGAGACCGACAGGAGAUCUGGCUAAAAUCGCCGUGCAUCCUCGCACGCGAAUGCCGCAUCACGCGUGCCGAAACCUCCGGCGUUAUUGUAAAUACUUGUGAAUAGUGUAUCUAGUUUUAGUUUUACGAUAAAGUCAGGGUGAAUCGAUAAAAGAAACCGUGGAAAAUCUUGCCUGUGAGUUUGCGGAUUUCCGCGUAUAGCGUCUAUCCAACGAAUCCCGGAACUGUUUUAUCCAAUCCCGCGAUAAUUAUAUCCAGCUAAUAAUUCACAACCGUGUUUGUUCUACCCCGAAGACCUCGAGGGAUACUAUAAAUAGUGAAUAUUGUUUGUAAAAGUCAAACUCUCAAAAAUCUCUUUGUGUUUUCGUGUUGUCAAAAAUUCGUCCGGGCUGCCAUUGCUGGUUGGUUGCCUGCUGCCGCUGUACCCCUCCGUGCUUAGAAAUGUCAUGCCAACCGCGAAAAUAAUGCUUUUAAAUUAAGUCAUCCUUAUCUCAACUCGUUUAUACUCUAUUUCGGUGAUAAUAAGUGUGAUUAUUCAACGUGUAAAGUGUUUGACAAGGCUAUGAAGUGGCUACCCGGAGGCGGGGGCGAACCGGCACCCCCCAUGCAGCUGCAUCACCCCUCUGCCAACGGCCACAUACCCACCGAGGCAGAACAAUGCGCUCAAAUUAUGGCAGGUGGCGAUGGGGUUCGUAUACAAUCGGGGCAGAUCGCCCAAAUGGGUAUUGGCAGGGCUCAGGACGACGCGACCGUUGGUUACGUUUUCCAGAGACCAACAGAACAAGACUUCAUUCCGCAAACUUCGAGCUAUCAAACAAAGCAGCCAGCCAGGGCUUGGGCCCUUGCCGACGAUGCCAUUAUCGAUAGUAACCAUGACAAGUGGAAAUAUCCAAUGACCAAACUAGGCGUACCUCAACAAAGCCAACCUCAGCAGCUUGGCUUGCAAGCCAUGAACAAUGUUCAUCUACCCUACGAGUUGCACACCAUGCAACUGAAGAGUGGUGGUCCAGGGGCGGAGCAUUUGGUGUAUCUCAACAAUCAAAUGGCGCCGCAGCAUCAGGUUGCUCUGUUUCAUCACCAGCAGCAACAGCAGCAGCAACAGCAGCAGCAACAACAACAACAGCAACAACAACAGCAAUUCAGAAAUGGCCAGAUUGCACCCUCGGCGAAAAAACUUUGGGGUGUCGACGAAGGCGGGUCCAAAGAUGAGGGGGGAGUCAAAGGCGGUGGGAUACUUCACCUGGGAGAUCAUCAGAUGUGGCGCGAUUCUACCUGGAGUACGUCAGACAAUGCAGUUUCGCAACCGAUCUCAAUGGGCACAGGAAGACGUGCUACAGGAUACCACCACCACGCUUCCGAGGUUGGGGCGGUUCUCAGUCCUAGAGGCAGCGAAACUGGAGGUCUCGGCGUUAAAAUGGUCGAGUACGUUCUGGGAUCAAGUCCCACCACCCCAAAAGACUUGGAGUCUCGAAUGGGCACCCUGAGAUUGAACACGGACGGAGACAAAAAAGAGAAAGAGAAGGGCUCGGCGAGCCCCUUCGAUGGCUCUAAGGACGACAACGGACCCCAGGGCAACGGCUUGGGCCCCCAAAAUGGCCUUGACGAUGACAAAGGAUUCAAAUAUUUUUAUUCGGUUCACAGUCGUACGCCGGGUAGCAGACAGCCUUCGCCAGGGGAGGAGGACUUCCAGAAAAAUGUAUCUGCUACCCUCGCUGUGUCGACGGGGGCUGGAGGCGUCGUGCUCCUCAAACAGGGGAUCGACGUCGUCGGUACCGAGGAGCACUUCAUGACGGCGUUCGGUCCAGCCCCUCACCUCCAGCACCAUCAGGCUCCCCCGGCUCACCACUUACCUCAUCCACAUUCUCACGCCGCUCAAUUGUUCAGCGCCCAGGGCCCACCACCUCAGCAGGGUCCGCCUCCUCAGCAACAGCAACAGCAGCAGCAACAGCAACAACAAGGCCCGCCCCAGCCGCAGGACACAGCGACGCAUUUCGACGUCCAGCAACUAUUCCGCAGCCAACAACAAGCGGCGACACCCCAACAACUUCAGUUGCUACAACAGCAGCAGCAGCAACAACAGCAGCAACAAUACUUGGCAGCAUCUCAAGCGCAACAGCAGCAACAACAACAGCAAAAUUUCCCAACUGCUCCUUACACAGUAAUCAGUGGGCAGGAGCCUUACGUAGGGGCAUUGAUCACUGGAGCAGCACCCGUCGUUCCCCAGUAUUAUGGAGUCGGUCCUUGGGUCUAUCCGGCAGGUUUGCUGCCACAAGCUCCGCCACAAGCCGCUGCUCCACCACCUCCGAGGAGACCCUUGACACCCUCCUCGGCUGCUGCAGCUGCUGUGGCUGCUCAGGACACUGCAAACAACUUGGCUCAAACGGUUCAGGGGCAGUAUCAGGUGAUACCUGCUUACUACGAUCAAAAUGGAUCAAUUGUUAUGGGAGGCGUUCGUGGACUGGGAUCAGCUGCAACUCCAAUGAGAUUAGUCAGUCCAGCACCUGUUCUCGUUAACAGAGCACCAUCUCAACCUCAGCCAGGUCCUCCGGCGCCCCCACCGCCUAGUCUAUAUUCACAACCAACUCCAACAUCGCACAGCAAUGCCACACCUGGAGAGUGUUUAGGUCUGGCGUGCAGUGCAGCAGCUGCAGUGGUUCAGGCACAAGCAGUUGCCGUGCAACAAGCACAACAACAAGGCUCUGGAUUAGCUGCUGGCUUAGCAGCACUAGGGUAUGGUGGGUCCCCGCUAGGUGCGCUCGGGUCUCCCGCCCAACUGCAGAGUACAGGAUUAGGUCUUGGAGCUUCAUCCACUGGGCGAAGGGAUUCCUUUGAUAGAAACACAUCAGCCUUCAGUCCAAGUCUCGAAUAUAGCAGAGCUAAAUGGCCUCAAAGCUACGGUGCACUUGGAACAGUCACAGCAUCACCAAGUCCUCUAGGACUAUCUUUGACGCCACCGCCAGCUCUUGGAGGUUCCUUGGGGGGAUUGGUAGGAGGUGCAAGUCGUGUGUCUGCUGCCCCUGGCGCAGAGGCCAAGUUUAGGGCCAGCGCAGUUCCUGCUUUAACAGCUAACGGUGUUUUUGGAUCCAGUAGCUCCCUCUUUCCGACUUUGGUAGGAAAACCAGGGCGCAGUGGAGCAACCGGUGUUGGAGAUAAAGGUGCUGGUGGCCGUUCGCGUUUGCUUGAAGAUUUCAGAAAUAAUCGAUUUCCGAGCUUGCAAUUGCGUGAUUUAGCUAAUCACAUAGUGGAAUUCAGCCAAGACCAACAUGGCUCAAGAUUCAUUCAGCAAAAACUAGAGCGAGCAUCUGCUGCCGAAAAGCAGCUAGUAUUUCAAGAAAUUUUGGCAUCUGCCUAUUCCCUGAUGACUGAUGUAUUUGGAAAUUACGUUAUUCAAAAGUUCUUCGAAUUUGGUACACCUGAACAAAAAUCUACUCUUGCCCAAAAGGUCCGUGGUCAUGUGCUACCAUUGGCAUUACAAAUGUACGGAUGCCGUGUUAUCCAAAAGGCUUUGGAAUCUAUCGGCCCUGAGCAACAGCAAGAAAUCGUACGCGAGUUGGAUGGUCACGUUUUGAAAUGUGUUAAAGAUCAGAAUGGAAAUCACGUUGUUCAGAAAUGUAUCGAAUGUGUCGAGCCUCGCGCUCUUCAAUUCGUUAUCGGAGCUUUUGCUGGACAGGUAUAUUCCUUGAGUACUCAUCCUUACGGGUGCAGGGUCAUCCAGCGUAUCCUCGAGCAUUGUACUCCCGAGCAAACCCAAGGGAUCUUACAAGAACUACACUCUGCUACAGAUCAACUUAUUCAGGAUCAGUAUGGGAAUUAUGUUAUCCAACACGUACUCGAACAUGGAAAACCAGAAGAUAAAGCUCAGUUGAUUGAAAGUGUUCGAGGAAAAGUGUUGGCGCUAUCUCAACAUAAGUUUGCCAGUAAUGUGGUGGAAAAGUGUGUAACACAUGCUACAAGACAAGAGCGAGCUGUACUAAUAGAGGAGGUUUGCGGCUUCAAUGACAACGCUUUGAAUGUUAUGAUGAAGGAUCAGUAUGCUAAUUACGUUGUACAGAAGAUGAUUGACGUAGCAGAACCUGCCCAACGGAAGGUGUUAAUGCACAAGAUUCGGCCGCAUCUUGGAAGCCUUCGCAAGUACACAUAUGGGAAGCACAUAAUAGUGAAACUUGAGAAAUUCUUCAUGAAGACCGCAUCUGCGAUGGGCGUCACAACCCCGUCUGGAGCCUCUACUGGAGCUGGAGAUCUUGGGCCGAUUGGUCCUCCAGCUUCCACUGCUGGUUCAGUUUCAACUCAGGCCCAGCAACCUACUCAGGUUUUAUAAAUAUGAAAUGAAUUCUUCGCACAUCCGUUCAACAAUUUAUCAUCACGUGUCGAAUAAUAUCUCACUUAUGCUUCGGUAUUGUAAAUCGAAAAUCAAAAUGUGUUUGUUAUUUUUGUGAAAGCAUUACCAAAUUGCUACUUUUCUUGCACAUAAGUAUGUAAACCGUGUUUCUAAUUUGGUGUUAAAAUGUCUGAUGAGAAGAAUUCAAUUCCAUAUUGAAUUACACGUUAUUACAUCAAUUUGGUGAAAUUUUCCUAUUCACAAUCUGCAUUUCGAUUUUCGAAUUUUCAUACUCGUGGCAGUCAGUUGUAAGCAAAGUAUGAGAUCCAGUCUUUCUAAUACAAUGAAUAACAUUGCUGAAUAAGAGUUCGCACUGUUGGAAGGUUGUUUGAGUAUUAAGACUUGAGAAUGUUUGCUGAAAUCAUUAUUUCUUAUGGAUAUAUCUGCAUUUAGUGGAUGUUGUGUCUUUUUCACCCUUUGUUUUUAAAAUAAUGCUUGACGGAUUAUGUUCCAUUAAAGAAGACAAAAAACUAUAUGUUAUUCGUGAACAAGAGGUAUAAAAAUCGAAGUUCACUUUCGGUACGGAAAGAAUAUGGGCGAUUCACACAGCAGCUGAGAUUGCUAAUUGGUAACAUAAUGAUAUACCUACCAUUACAGUCUUUAGGAGCAAUUGCAAUGUUGCUAAAUACUGUGCUGUUUAGUUAUUCUAUACACAGAUUGGCUGGAUUCCACACAUUGGAUUGAUUGAUACCUAUAUUAUAAUAUCCCCCAAUCUCUCGCUCUUCUCUUUCAAUUCCCCACCAUCCACCCAUGUUGAAGAGAUACUAACUUUGAAGUUAAUCGGAGAAAUCAUUUUGGAGAAAAGAUUGUAUUAUAAUUACAGAAGGUUUUGUACAUGAAACGUACUGUGCCCAAAACCCGGAUGGGUAUAGGCAUAUGCAUCGUACGUUUUUGCAAAUGAGUAGAGCUGGGAUAUGGUUGAAAACAUGAUUGAAAGAAAAAUCUAUUUCACUAUAGCGUGACGAAAAAUGAUUAAAAAAAUAUGACUCGAAUAGAAAGUUGAAAUGUCUAGACAGCUAGGGUAGACCAUAGCGCUGCAUGCAUUUAAUCAAUGUAAGCGAUGGGUAGAGUAUAUAUGACAUGUAUGUUAUGUAUGUACGCUGCCCAUGCAAGCGUAGUAUUAUUGUUACUCUUAUACUCGUUUUAAAAUAUCCAUUGAUUGGUUUAUGACAAGAGAAGAAAAUUUGAUAGGAUUAGAGCCAGCUGUUAUUUAAAAAGCUAGGAUAGCGUUUGACAUGGGAGUGAAGUUGAAGCACCCCUUCGGCCCUAACCUGACCUGAUCUGAUCUUUGACCUACCCUCUUAUUUAAAUAUUUAUAUGUGUAAUACCGCCGUUUCAUAUUUCUUUUUAUAAGUUGAAAAAACAAACAAAAAAAAAAAAAAAAUGUUACAAAAUUAUUUUCGCCAGUGAAAAAAAAAAUCACGGGAUAUUCAAAAGAUUUCUUUUCUCAUUUCAGCACAGUUUUCUCUUACCUUUCUUUUUUACCCCUCGAUCAAAAAAUCAUGUUAGUAGACGAAUUUUGUAAAUUGUGAUAUAAAUAAUUAUCAAAUGUGUAUAGGUAUGCCCCAUUUCCCAAAACUCCUCUCCUCCGCCCCGCGAAGAACCAUAAAUUCAGUAAUAAUUUUAUUUCAUCAUCCCUCCCUUCCUUUUUAACGGACACUGUGAAUAUUAUGUAUUAUAAUAAUUACUAAUUAAUUAAAUUAAAAAUAUGAUUUAUGUUCUAAUGUCAGCAUCUACUAUUCUGCCCCCACUUGUAAAAUAAGUCAAAUUUUUCGACCAAGAGACACCUUUAAACAGAAGGCAAUUGCUUCUUUCUCCCAAAACCUCUAAAUCCGCCUUUCGCGUGGAAUAUUUGAAUAUAAUUGAAUUUACUUGUAUAUUGUAUAAAUGAAAAUAUUCGGCUAAAAAAUCAGCAAUUCAGCUCGCACAACGUGUGUAUUCCCGCUGUCCCUCUCCCCUCCCUCGUUCCGAGUGUAUUAUAUGACUAAUUGAGGUGCACUGCUCGAAAUGCUCUUCUGAACUCGAGUUUGAGAGAAAAGGAGAACAAAUAAAAAGGAAAAGAAACUGAUGAACAAGUUGAUUGAGGAAAACAUGUAUUUUCAAUAUUUUCGAAUAUUCAUGAUAAGGAAACACUGUCUCGAUUAAAAUUUGAAAAGUCAGUGUACGCUGUUUUUUUUCUUUUUUAUUUAAAUCUAAAACAAUCGGAAAAGAUAGGAAAAACCUACCCCGUGACGACACAAAUAUGGUAAAUGAUGAAAUAUCACACAACGUGUUAUUUGUGUUAUGGUGACACUUGUAUUAUGUAGCUAUAAUUUCAUACCAUGUUUGACACGUAAGUGGGUUAAUGAAAUGAAGAGUAGCGAUAGGACUGAGGAAUGCUCUAAAAGAAGAUAAAAUGCAACCCAUUCUUACAAUCUCAUAAUCAUUAUAGUGCAUCCAUGAAACAUACGCCGAUUCAACUCUAUCAAUCUUGAUUUCUUUCUAUUAAAACAAAUUUCGCUCGCGGUAUGAACAAAAAACGCAAGGCAUACAUCAAUUUUUUUUUAUUAGACGAUAAAAGUAAUUUUAAUUUUUUCCCAAUGAAAACGCGUUGUGGAAUGGAAACUUGACACAUGCGAGUUGCGCAGAUUGUAAAAUGUAAAAUAUUUCGUUUUUAUAAGUAUAAAAUAAAAUGUAACAAGGAAACAAAACCGACAACCAACUCAAUGCACCACGAUUUUGUAUAAAAAAAAAGAACAAAAAGUUGAAAAAAAAUUUUACGAAUUUCUUUGUAAGAUAUUGUAAAUAACGGUUAAUUCGUGAAAUUGAGAAUUUCUCAGGUAUGUACCCUACUCUUCUUUUGGGGAAAUAGCGUCUAGCUAUUAUUAAA
Messenger RNA from Diprion similis, 7267 nucleotides. RefSeq names its product maternal protein pumilio-like (gene pum). The record is from RefSeq and is a predicted model, not a curated record. Gene Ontology annotation, cellular component: cytoplasm; nucleus. Gene Ontology annotation, biological process: post-transcriptional regulation of gene expression. The coding region runs from base 583 to 4338 and encodes 1251 amino acids. The transcript has 18 exons. Lineage: Eukaryota; Metazoa; Arthropoda; Insecta; Hymenoptera; Diprionidae. Gene Ontology annotation, molecular function: mRNA 3'-UTR binding.